Entrophospora sp. SA101 is the source of this 201-nucleotide messenger RNA. The record is from the annotation of a GenBank genome assembly. Lineage: Eukaryota; Fungi; Glomeromycota; Glomeromycetes; Entrophosporales; Entrophosporaceae.
AUGAUUCAUCGGAUCAAUAAUGAUACGAGAGGAUAUGGUGAUUAUAGUGAUGUUGGUAGAUAUGGUUCUCAAAUGAUUAUGCAAUGUCUGCUACUAACUAAUGCCAUUGACAUUAAAAGUGAAUAUGGUUGGAUUAAAGCGGCUGAUCUAGUUUGGGAAAAUGAAAUGCUCUCUGUUACCCAAUUUGAUAUAACAACAUGA